GUGAAUUUGUGUUCAAAAUAUUAUUUCCCACACUGGUCAGUCACCAGAUGGCUGUUACAACGCUCUGCUUCCGAAACAGAGCAUCUCCCACCUUCUUCUUCUUCCGCUUCCUUUCUCUCUCCUCAUUGCAUGGCUCUUCUUCCAACCACACUCUCCCCAUUUCGUCAGACCCACUUCCCGCAUCACCAGACGAUGUCAACGAUAUCUCUCGCUUGCUCAGCGACUUCCGUAGCCCCCGGCACGACAUCGAGUCUGCACUCGCACCAUUUUCCUCUAAACUAUCCACAAAUUUGGUUGAACAAGUUUUGAAAAGAACCAAAAAUCUGGGCUUUUCUGCUCACAGAUUCUUUCUCUGGGCUAAAAAGUUACCGGGUUUUAAAGCCGAUGUUAAUAGUUACAAGAUUCUAAUUAAUGUUCUGGGUUGUAGCAAACAAUUUCCUCUGAUUUGGGAUUUGCUUUCUGAGGUGAAAUCAACUGAGAAUAUUGAACUGAUCCCAGAAAUUUUCUGGGUUAUUUUUGAUGCGUAUUGUAGAGCAGACUUGCCAAAUGAUGCGAUUCGAGCUUUUAAUCGAAUGAAUGAUUUUGGACUUACCCCGAGUUUGAAUGAUCUUGAUCAUCUUUUGUAUUUGUUGUGUAGGAAGAAAUUUGUCAAAGAUGGGCAAGAGUUUUUUGACAAUGUCAAGUGUAAUUUUGAUCCGGGUGUGAAGAGUUACACUAUUUUGAUCCGAGGUUGGGGCGAUAUUGGUAAUUCUGGGGAAGCACGUAAGGUGUUCGAUGAAAUGCUUGAAAGAGGGUGUGUAGUUGAUGUUCCUGCUUAUAACAGUUUAUUGGAAGCCAUGUGUAAUGGAGGGGAUUUGGAUGAAGCGUAUGCUAUGUUUAGAGGGAUGGGAUCGAAGGGACUUACUCCAAAUGCUUGUACUUAUUCGAUAUUCAUUCGUUCUUAUUGCAAAAGAGAUAACAUUCACUCUGUUUUCAGUGUUCUUGAUAGAAUGAAGAGAUAUGAUUUGGUGCUUAAUUUAUACACUUAUAAUUGUAUCAUUAAGAAGUUGUGUGCAAUUCAGAAGGUUGAUGAGGCACACCAACUUUUAGAUGAGAUGAUAGAAGGCGGUGUUAAUCCAGACACAUGGAGUUACAACGCAAUCAUGGCUUUCCAUUGUGACCGUAAUGAGGUAACCAGAGCUUUUAGAUUGCUUUCCAAAAUGGAGAAGGGAAACUGUAAACCAGAUCAUCAUACAUGUAACAUGUUGCUGAAAAUGUUGAUUAGAGUUGGGAGAUUUGAUAAGGUUGAAGAAGUGUGGGGUAGUUUGACACGAAGGGGGUUUUAUCCUUCAGUUUCAACUUAUGCUGUAAUGAUCCAUGGUUUUCUGAAGAAGAAAGGGAAGUUGGAUGAAGCUUGUAAAUACUUUGAGAUAAUGAUUGAUGAAGGAAUCCCGCCUUAUUCUUCGACUAUUGAACAGUUGAGGAACCGGUUUGUGGGAUGGGGUAUGAUGGAGAAGGUAGAGAUAAUGGCUGAUAAAAUGGAGGCAAGUAGUUCUGAAACGAUUAAAGAACUAUCGAAAACAAUGAGAGGUCAUAGGUCUCAGCGAAGAAGAAGAUGGAGAAGGGAUGAUGAAACCUCAGAAUCUAGUGAAGAAGAAUGGCCUUUUAUGCAUGAUGCUACAUAAUGAUCAUAGUUCUUCUGGUCAGUGAUCAAGUUUGUUUCGGUUCAUUAAUGGUAGUGUGAUCCUGAUUUACUACAGGAUUACCAGUUAACAUACAGAAAAAACAGUGUAACAUUGUCAUUACGAAAGAGUUACAUGAAGUAGAAUAAGAUAUGAUUGAGCUUGGUUUUAGUGAGCUAUUUAAUCUAGGAAGGAGCUUAUGCAUGAUGUUUUCUAGCUGUUGAGUUGUACUCUGUAACUUGUAAGAGUAUUUGUUAAUUUUUUCACCGGUAAAGUUUGCUGCAUUGAAUCAAA
Messenger RNA from Spinacia oleracea (spinach), 1955 nucleotides. RefSeq names its product pentatricopeptide repeat-containing protein At1g52640, mitochondrial. Gene Ontology annotation, molecular function: protein binding. Gene Ontology annotation, biological process: chloroplast-nucleus signaling pathway; mitochondria-nucleus signaling pathway. The record is from RefSeq and is a predicted model, not a curated record. Gene Ontology annotation, cellular component: chloroplast. Bases 48 to 1664 code for a protein of 538 amino acids. Lineage: Eukaryota; Viridiplantae; Streptophyta; Magnoliopsida; Caryophyllales; Amaranthaceae. The transcript has a single exon.